UGAACCUUUAGCGAUACAAACAAUCGUAAAAGCAUGGUCGCUUUACUUAAUGUUGCUUGCUCGCUUGUCGUACAUUUCUCACUUCGAGUUUUGCACAGUGUGUGAAAAAUGUUUUUCGCGAAGAAAUGUUCUCCGUAAUUCUUCUACGCGUUCUUUAUUUGACCACGCUUAUUUUAGCAGGACGACAGCUAUGUACAGCCAACAGCGGCGUCGACCGGGAUUUCAACGGCGCCGAUCUGAACUGGUGCAAGAUGAUCCCCGAGGGUACCGUUCCCGAAUGCAGCGGUAAAGCCGCCGCGACAACAUCGGCACCACCGUCAACCGCUGUUCCCAGUACUUCCGGUGCGUCUAAUCCAUCGACGACGCCGACGCCGGACCUGGCGCUGACCACGGCGCCCGGCGAACCGUCCCUGGCGGAUCUUGAUCCCCAGUUUAACUUCAUCGGCACCGAGAGAUUGCCGGCUGAGCAAGUGAUGAUGACGAGCAAGAGCUUCGAAGGCGACAUACUCGGAUACGAUCCCGUCCUCAUGAAGUCCACGGAACAGCUGCAACAGCAAAGCAAGAACUUUAUCACCGACGACAGCCGCAAGUGGCCGCGGGGCGUCGUCCCCUUCAAACUAUCCUCGUACUUCCGGCCGCUGGAGACGGCCAAGGUGCGGGAGGCGCUGGAGUCCUUCACGGGCAAGACGGGGGUGCAGUUCAAGGAGCGCUCUUCCGAGGCCGACUACCUCUACAUCGGACCCGGCGUCGGGUGCCAAUCAUACACCGGUCGACAAGGUGGCGAGCAGCUGCUCAGUCUACAGAUGCCGGAAUGCAAAGACGCCGGUCUCAUCCACCACGAGCUGAUGCACGUUGUCGGUUUCUACCAUGAACAAUCGCGCACCGACAGGGAUAAGUACGUAGAGAUCAACUGGGAUAACAUCGGGCAAGAGAAUCUGGGCCAGUUCCAGAAGUACAGCGCGGAGGAGAUGACAGCUUUCGGGGAAGAGUACGACUUUCGGUCGCUGAUGCACUACGGCCAGUUCUACUUUGCGCUGAAGACCGGCGUCUUCACCAUCCGCCCGAAAGCGGACAAACUGCCGCCCGGCAUGUCCGUCCAGGAGAUGGGCCAGCGCGACGGCCUCAGCGCCAUCGACCUGACCAAGAUCAAACUGGCCUACCCCAAAUUCGAUAGUAAAUGUCCGACCGAGGAGGGUUGGAUGCAAGUAGGCGAGAAGAAGUGCUACUAUUUCUCCUUCAUCGCCAAGAAAAAGGUUUUUCGUUUCGCGGAAGGACGCAAUUAUUGCCGGCUGCGCAGCGCGGCGCCGGCCUCGGAGCAGCCGAACAGUAUGCGCUUCGUGCACGGCGUGAUGGAGGAGCACAAGGACGUGUUAGAGAGUGGGCAGCGUGUGUGGAUCGCCAACUGCAAGACCAUCACGCGCGGCUCACCCAAUGCCAUGGACGCCGAGUGCGUGACGUCCACGCCACAGUAUUUCAUCUGCUAUAAACGCAUCACGGUGGAAGAUGCUUAAACGAGUUUUCUAAUCAUCCGCUCCAGAACCGACCCGAUGUAUCGAAUCUUCCUUUAACAAAGCUGCAUUUUGUACAUGUUUUGUACAGUUUCGUUACUGAUCAAUGUGAACAAGUUGGGAUGGUGAAUUGCAUCGAUUUUAAGGGAAGUGUGCCGGUACAUGGUACCAAAUUCGUGUACAUGCACGAAAACGUUUGCUUUUGCGCAGAUCCCAAACACUUUUUAUACAAUUAUUUUAUAACAUUCUGUAGCCAAAUCAUAUGUAUACUUUGGUGUAAAAAUCGUUUGUGGGCGCAACAUCCGGUUAACGUUGCGAAACACUAGACGCAGUACUAUUCCAAAAAUUAAAACGCAAACAGGUUUAUCUGUACUGUAGUAAAAGUCUCUUUGGUCGUCUUCGAAUUCUGCAUAUGAACGCACAUAAUAGAUAUGAAGAAAGUUUUACAACGAAUCAAGGUGGGACAUUUUUUGAAUUUUGAAAAUGGCUUUCAAAAAUCCCAUGUGUACAAAGCGUCUGUCUAUAAAAUGCCAUUAAGCGGACUGCGCAAAAGCGAAAGUUUCUUUGCAUGUACAGGAAUUACGGUGCCAUGUACCGCGUAACUUUACUUAACAUAACUGGAGCAAUCUGUCGGUCAUUUUCACUGGCAACGCUGAUUCAUCUGAUUCAUACAAAUUAUCUGUAUUAUGGCGUGUCUUUUUAUACUGGCAGUAAUAUUACAAGUUUACAACCUUGAAUUUAUGA
Messenger RNA from Paramacrobiotus metropolitanus, 2252 nucleotides. Its product is annotated as zinc metalloproteinase nas-6-like. NCBI's taxonomy places the organism in Eukaryota, Metazoa, Tardigrada, Eutardigrada, Parachela, Macrobiotidae. The transcript is spliced from 12 exons. Gene Ontology annotation, biological process: proteolysis. The record is from RefSeq and is a predicted model, not a curated record. Gene Ontology annotation, molecular function: zinc ion binding; metalloendopeptidase activity. Bases 126 to 1511 code for a protein of 461 amino acids.